AUGUGCGGGUGGGUGGUGCGGGACACGCGGUGGUGUUGCGGGCAAACAGCUCACAUCCCGGUACAGUUUCCCCACAACGUGUCAUCUUUGCUUCCCAAGGAAAACUGGAACAUGCCAGCAGGAGGUACCCGCCGUCAGGACGCAUGUGAGCACACCAAGAAUUCCUCCCCUGGGUACCGGAGCAGGGAUGGAGCGGUGAAUCCCGCCCCCGAUGGGCUGGAUCUGCUGCCUGUCAGGCUGCCGGCUGGACCAGAGGAGCAGAUUACUCAUACGUUUUCAGGUCAAGAUUCUCUGCAAAGAAAUGGACAGCAUAAUGGUGGUGUGAAGCCAAAAUUCAGCGUAAAUCAACUAGCAAUUACACAGGUUGUCAGCUACAACUUAAGCAGGAAAGGAGAGUGGGAAAGAGCAUCCUGGAGACCCUUCACCCACAGCCACUACAGCCCUCUCAAAGUCACAGUAAAUGGCAUCCCUUGCAUUCUCUUCUGGGCCAAGAGGAUCAUGAUUAAGUUGGAAAACCAUACUCAGCUGGAUUUGACAGAGAGCACAUUUGGUGUCCAUGCAACUGUGGAUGUUGGAGAUUCAAACUGCAGUGAGGACAGUGCAAUGCUUUCUCUGAAGUUUGGUGAUAUUGGCGAUCUAAAGGAUCUUGUUAUUAGAUUCUUGCUAACAACCAGCUAUUACCAGAUGUCUGUUGAGAACUGGUUCAGUUUACACAGGCUGCAACUUCUUUACAACCACUCCAUACAAGCCACGUUUAAUGCAACCAGGAUAUAUGCACCAGCAAGUUACUCCUACCACUGUGAACAUGUCAGCAGCUUGCAGAGAUAUGAUGCACUUCUGAUACCCAGCUCUGCAAAUGAUCUGUCAAAGCUCUGGGAAGUCACUUUUACUGAUUUCCAGAUUCAAGGUUUUAACAUUCAAGAAGGACAUUUUGCCUAUGCAAAAGACUGUGCAUCCUUUUUCUCUCCAGCAAUACUUAUGGGAUUGGUUAUGUCGCUGAUUCUGCUGCUCGUUCUUGCCUAUGCUCUUCAUAUGUUGAUCUACCUGAAAUCUCUUGACAGGCACUAUGAAUGCAAAGCUUCUUCUGCCUAUUUUUCACAGAUGAAAGACAAUGACAUGGAGGAUGAGAAAGAGCCGCUGAGAAGCACUGGGAAUGAGUCCUAUGAACUUAGAAACCAACAGUUCUGUAAAAUCUAUAUUUAGCAGUAUGCAUCUCUCUUGUUGAAACAAGUGCUAUUUUCUUCUGCUGGCACUGUUGUAUGUAGUUUGUGCAGAUUUUUCAACAGCUGCUGAAAGAAAAGUAGGUAACAGACUGUUUAGCCAGUUACUGUCUGUUAUUUAUUGAUAAGCAUCUCAACGUUGCCUUGGAAACAUGGCAAGAGAAAAAAAAAUCCCCUCUGGACAAGAAAUUUAUAUGUGAUGGGAGCUUAUUCCUGUAGUACAAUACCAAAAUGAUUAUCUUUUUAGCCAUCUAACCAAGUGAUAAGGGGAGAAUCAGUAAUGGAACAUUUGAAAUUAAAUAAAGA
Calypte anna (Anna's hummingbird) is the source of this 1526-nucleotide messenger RNA. It is a transcript of the gene ATP6AP1L, whose product is annotated as ATPase H+ transporting accessory protein 1 like. NCBI's taxonomy places the organism in Eukaryota, Metazoa, Chordata, Aves, Apodiformes, Trochilidae. Bases 1 to 1203 code for a protein of 400 amino acids. Gene Ontology annotation, cellular component: proton-transporting V-type ATPase complex. The transcript is spliced from 8 exons. The record is from RefSeq and is a predicted model, not a curated record.